Armigeres subalbatus is the source of this 1480-nucleotide messenger RNA. RefSeq lists its product as uncharacterized. Lineage: Eukaryota; Metazoa; Arthropoda; Insecta; Diptera; Culicidae. Bases 104 to 1261 code for a protein of 385 amino acids. The transcript has 3 exons. The record is from RefSeq and is a predicted model, not a curated record.
CUGAGAUGUCGAUUUUCGCAGUUGUUUACUCAAACCAUUCAGAUCGUUUUUCUCUGAAAAGUUCUGUUCAAUCUUGAAUAAUUGAAUAUCAGUUUUGAUUGCGAUGGAUCGCCGAAGGAAAGCAUGUCUUGCUAUAUUACUGGCUCUUGGUAAUAAUCCACCAAAAAAUCGUCGUUGCUGGGUGAAAGAAUGGUUCAAAAAACGAGAACAGUUAUCGCAUGUUGCACUUUUGAAUGAAAUCAGUUUGACAGAUGCUGAAGAUUUUAACAACUAUUUUCGAAUGGACGAAGCAACGUAUGACAGUCUACUAAACAUGGUCACUCCUUUCCUAAAACGGCAGGAUACAGUAAUGAGAAAAAGUAUAUCAGUGAACGAACGACUAGCAGUCACUCUUCGUUACUUGGCGACAGGCAGAACUUUCGAGGACUUGAAAUUUUCAGCACUUAUGUCCCCAGCGUCAAUAAGUGACGCUGUACUUGAAACCUGUGAGGUGCUAUCGUAUGUGCUCAGAGAUUACAUGGUGUUCCCGAACACAACCAACGAGUGGAAUAACAUUGCUGAUGGUUUUGGUAGACGGUACAAUUUGAGUAACUGUGUUGGCGCUAUCGAUGGAAAGCAUAUUGCUAUUCAGAAACCACCUCACUCAGGAUCUUUUUAUUUUAAUUAUAAAGGAUUCUAUAGCAUUGUUUUAAUGGCAAUCGUCAAUUCAAAAAAGGAAUUCAUUAUGAUCGACGUUGGAAUUAACGGAAGGGUAUCUGACGGAGGAGUACUAUUCUAUUCCAAGUUUGGGGAAUUGCUAGAAAAUAAUCAACUGAUGCUUCCAGAAUCAGCUCCCUUGCCCAAUACUAACGAGAACUUUCCAUACAUUUUUGUGGCUGAUGAGGCGUUCGCUUUGAAUGUCCAUAUGAUGAAGCCUUAUCCGCAGAAGCUACUGAAUGAUGAGCGGCAUGAGUACAACAGAAGAAUAUCCCGAGCCAGAGCACCCGUAGAAAAUGCGUUUGGUAUACUGAACAGCAGAUUCGGUAUUUUCCAGAAGGCUAUAAUGCUGGAUCCAGAAAAAGCGAUAACUAUAGUAACGGCAUGUUGUUAUUUACAUAACUUUCUGUCGAAAGAGACAAGUCAUUCUUCAUACCAGUCCAUUGAUAGAACACAAGAAACACUCGUUGACCUUAAAAGUACGUUGCGUCGAAACAGCUCCAAUGCGGCCAAGGAUAUUCGAGAACGAUUGUGCCGAUACUUCAAUAAUGAGGGAAAAAUCUAAUUCACUGUAUAUUCUAUAUAAAGAACACUUUUGAAAGAAUACAUCGAGCUGAUGAACGAACAUCGCUGUCCUGAAAUCCCUAUAAAUAUGUUGUUGCUCAAUUUAUUGCGCCAAUUAAAUAAAAAUGUUAAAUUGUUGCUUUUAGUUCAAUUGAGUUACUUUAUAAACAACUUCAACUUAUCAAACACGUAUUUUUUUAAAUCUAAAUAAAACAAAAUA